GCGCUGUCUUCUUCACUGGCUCUCGCGUGAUUACGCAAUAACAACAAACGUCAAGCUGUACAGAUGUAUGUCUGAUAGUCACGUACGCGUUCUCUUCUUUCCGUUCGUUUUCUGAUGGUCUGAGCCGAUAAAGUGAACUUUAUCGUUUCUAGUUUGUGUAUUCAUUUUUUUGCUUAGCCUUUAUGAGAGAAUUAGCGCUUUAGUUGUACUCUGUAGUAGCGAAGCUGCUAUUUUGUAUAUUUGUCUGGGUCCUGUCCUGUUUUUGACGAUGCCUCAGGAAUCCCAGGAGGGGCAGCAACCGCUGCCGCUGGUCCGAUCUUUGGUUAGCCGGACACCGUCCUACGUGUUGUUCUGCAACUGCAGCCCGCGCGUCGUGAAGCCCGUCUGGAUCAACUUCCUUGGGGAGCCGCAGCCAUACGUAGAUAUACAGCCGUACACCGGACGAAGAAUGACAACUUAUGUAGGACAUCCAUGGAUGUUUCGGGAUGCAGAGACUGACGAUCCAAUGGUAGUCAAUAAUAAAGAGAUGUACUUGCCAGCCGCCCUUGAAAAUGGGCAAGUCUCAAUUGCCAACAUCACAUUACCGGUGUUGACCUUGCGAGAUCGCUGUCUGCAAGUUGUGAGACGGUUGGUGCGCAGAGAAGAUAUCUGCCAGCUGGAGAUCGCCCACUGCCUAAAAGAUGACCUUGCUCAGAGACCCAGCAUUCACGCCGAUCUACGACGCAUUAGCCAGCGAGUGGAACAGAAGUUACUGGAGAACAGAGAACAGCAAAACAGAUGAAAACAUGAACAUUAACUUUGUGAAUGAGGACAUAUUUACUGAGCAGACCUGUGCACGAGCACCAUAUAAAACAGACAAUAUAGCCUGGCACUGUUAAACACAAACCGGAGAUCACAAGAAAUAUUUUCUUAAGCAAAUGGAUGCUUUAAACAUGUAUCAAGCAAUACAUUCAGGCCCUUUAGUGAGAUGCACUGACAUGUGAGUCCAUAGGAAGAACUUUAGAAAAUGCAGAUUUUGUGUGGUUGUGUAGUAGACCGUGCAAUAGCUGAGAGCAUUAUUUCAUUUUUGGUUACAGCUCUCUGCGUACUUUUACUCUUUUACCAAUAACUAUAUUUGGAAAAAUGUUCUUUGUAAAUAAAAAGAGUGACUAUUUGUAA
Megalobrama amblycephala (Wuchang bream) is the source of this 1158-nucleotide messenger RNA. RefSeq names its product von Hippel-Lindau tumor suppressor (gene vhl). The transcript has 3 exons. The coding region runs from base 269 to 781 and encodes 170 amino acids. The record is from RefSeq and is a predicted model, not a curated record. Lineage: Eukaryota; Metazoa; Chordata; Actinopteri; Cypriniformes; Xenocyprididae.